Parathielavia appendiculata is the source of this 1225-nucleotide messenger RNA. Its product is annotated as membrane fusion mating protein FIG1. The record is from RefSeq and is a predicted model, not a curated record. The transcript is spliced from 4 exons. Gene Ontology annotation, biological process: conjugation with cellular fusion. Bases 272 to 1072 code for a protein of 266 amino acids. Gene Ontology annotation, cellular component: membrane; mating projection tip. NCBI's taxonomy places the organism in Eukaryota, Fungi, Ascomycota, Sordariomycetes, Sordariales, Chaetomiaceae.
AGCCGACAGAGACCGUCGACCGAGACACUCAGCGAGACGAGACACGGAAGAGGCUGCCUGCCGCAUUCCAGCGCGGCAUUGGCGCUAGGGUCAUUGCCCCAGGGGAUAGUCAGCCUACUACCGGGACGACGUUCGCAAGCUUUGGUCAGCGCUGUCGCCGCCGGCGCAAUCCACCCCAACCGUCACUCCGAAGCUCGCGGAGGACCGGUGUGGGUUCUACGAGCAGCAUCGCAGAGUCGAGCAGUAGAAGGAUACCACAAAUACGCCCAAGAUGGCAACCAGAUUUCAGUUAGGGUGGUAUCGAUGGGUACCAUUCCUGGGUUACCACCACGUGUUGAUGAUUCUGAUAGCCGUGGCAAUAAUAUUGUUGUCGCUGCUUCUCGCCGGGUGUUCAUCCUCGUCACCCCUGAUCCCGGACAUCUUCCUCUUGUCGCUCUAUUACCAGCGCUACACGGCCGUGCCCGACACAGCACAGGUCGACUACAACGUCAACAACGCCAUCGCCAACAUCGUCGGCGGUGCGCGUCUGCAGGCCCGCGUGGGCUAUUUCGGCAUCUGCGUGAGCCCCGACGGCGGCUCCUGGUUGUGUAGCAACAACGCGACGACGCUGGCGAACGAGGUCUCGGUCGACCAGGAUCCGCUCAACCUCAUUUGGCUGGCCAGCCAGUUCAAAGACAUGAUUGUGUUUCCCUACCUGCUCAUCAUCGCAAUCAUCUUCGCCUUCAUCUGCCUCCUCCUCCUGGCCACCUUCCCCGGCUGGCACGAGGAAGAAGACAGCGAAGGUUCCGAGCGCGAGGUCAAACCCUUCCCCUCCCGCCCCGUCAGCCAGGUCGCGCUGGCCAUCAUCUUCAUCGCCUCCAUCUUUGUGCUGGUCUCGGUUCUCUGGCAACAUACGGCGUCGGUCGCGGCUAGCAUCAUCGCCCAGGACCUCGGCAACGGCAGCGUGCUCUCGGGCGUGGGUAGUUCUGCCAUGGUCAUGGGCUGGUUCAGCUUCACGCUGCUCAUCAUUGUCACAAUCGGCUUGCUGGUCAUGAUAUUGAGCAUGCAGGUGCUGGAGCAUAUUAUGGAUUGAUGAAUGCGCCCGGAGGCUCAGACGUACAUACGAGGGAGGGGAUGGGGCAUGGAGCAAAGAGGUUGUGUUCUGAUUUACGGCUACGCUACGCUACGUAUGGCUUGUAUGACGGGAUGAGUCUGGGAUGACGAUGAUAGGGUUAUGGGAUUGGGA